Molecule: messenger RNA, 2583 nt
Organism: Dermacentor albipictus
Lineage: Eukaryota; Metazoa; Arthropoda; Arachnida; Ixodida; Ixodidae
Product: ionotropic receptor 25a-like
Biological process (GO): synaptic transmission, glutamatergic; modulation of chemical synaptic transmission; monoatomic ion transport
Cellular component (GO): plasma membrane; postsynaptic density membrane
Molecular function (GO): transmitter-gated monoatomic ion channel activity involved in regulation of postsynaptic membrane potential; glutamate receptor activity
Source: RefSeq, a predicted model, not a curated record
UUCGCCGAUCCGAAGCCGCACGUGCUGAUCGACGCCGUGCGCGCUCCGGGCAGCACCGUGGACAAGCUGUCAACGGCGGUACGCGACACGGCUCGCCGCAUGGGGCUGCCCACGCUGAGCCUCACGUAUGGCGCGCACAACGACUACCCGCUCAGCGGCUGGGACAGGCUCACAGCGCUCGAGCGCGAAUUCUUGGUCCACGUCACGCCUCCGGGAGAAAUCUACACGCAGGUGAUUCGCGACCUCUGUAAGAAGAUGGACCUCUCCGCAGCCGGCAUCAUCUACGACAGUAGCGUCAUCAUCGACCAUAAGUACGCGCGGCUGCUGGAGAACAUACCGACGCCGCAUAUCAUGCGAGAGGUCGACGGCACCGAGGAUGACUUCAAAAGAAACGCGGAGCUCAUUCACUCCACGGACGUCUCGAACUUCUUCAUUCUUGGCCGGGGUGACACGCUGAACCAAGCCUUGGAGCUGGCUCACAAAAACGAUUGGGACAACUGGGAGUUUGCGUGGUUCCUUAUCUCAAGGGAGAACUACGCCCCCAAUUGUUCGGUGUGCAGCAACGUCACAUUCAUCACGGCCACGCCGCAGCUGACCAACCCUGAGCUGUUGGCAGAAGCCAUGAAAGACAAGGUUUUCAACGUUCAAACAGAACAGGUCGACGCGGCCUUCUACAUUGACGUCACGUCUAUGGUCAUCCGAGCCGCUGCCGAAGAGCGAGCGAGCGGGAGGAUGCCGCCUGACCUAGAGUACCCAACGUGCACGGACAUGAAUCUCACCAGCUCCAUGCUCAUGGAGCGCCAGAACAUCACGCUCAGGACAACAAUGAUGGAAAUGGAGUACGCUGGACCUUUUGGGCCCAUUGUGGUACGAGAAAAAAAGAACGGCUACCAAGAGAUCAGUAUGUCCGUACAGAGAGUCAACGCAAGAGAAGCGAAGAGGAUUAACUCCAUGACGAUCGCCAAAUGGACGUACAAGGACCCGGAGGGAAAGCUGCUGGAAAGUCCCGGAGAAGAUCUCAGGAAGUACGCCGCGGUCACAGUGUUUCGGGUUACCACGAUUGUUCAACCGCCGUUCAUCGUCAAGAAGAACACCAGCAGCGGAGAGGACCAGUUCGAAGGCUACUGCAUAGACUUGAUCGACGAAAUCAAGAAGAUACUAAAGUUCGAGUACACUAUAUACGAGGUGCGGGACAAGAAGUUUGGCUCUAUCAACUCUACCACCAAGAAAUGGGACGGGAUGAUCCGGGAGCUCGUUGAUAAGAACGCGGACAUCGCACUGGGGCCAAUUUCGGUCAUGGCAGAGCGCGAAACGGUGGUGGACUUCACUGUGCCCUACUACGACCUGGUGGGCUUGUCCAUCUUGAUGAAGAAACCCGAAGCGAAAUCGUCGCUUUUUAAGUUCCUCACCGUGCUCGAGGGAAACGUGUGGGGAUGUAUCCUCGCCGCAUACUUUUUCACAAGCUUCCUCAUGUACCUUUUCGAUCGGCUGAGCCCGUACAGCUACCGAAGCAACCAGGUGAAAUACAAGGAGGACGAGGAGAAACGAAACUUUAACCUGAAAGAAUGCCUUUGGUUCUGCAUCACAUCGCUCACACCUCAGGGUGGUGGGGAGGCACCACGCAACCUUUCCGGACGCCUGGUAGCGGCGACCUGGUGGCUGUUCGGCUUCAUCAUCAUCGCCUCGUACACGGCUAACUUGGCCGCCUUCCUGACCAUGUCCCGACUCGACUCGCCUAUCGAGUCCCUCGACGACCUCGCCAAGCAGUACAAGAUUAAGUACGCACCCCAUAUGGACCCGUCAUCGACGACUUACUUCCAUCGCAUGGCCGACAUCGAGUCCAGGUUCUACAACAUAUGGAAGAAGAUGUCCUUGGACGACACCUUGAGCGACGAAGAGCGCGCGAAACUGGCAGUGUGGGACUAUCCAGUGAGUGAGAAAUAUACGAAGAUCUGGUGGACCAUGCAUGAUUCCGGCAUGCCCACGCAAUUUGAGGAAGGUGUGCGGAGGGUCAAGGAGUCCAAGGGCUCGCAAGAAGGGUUCGCCUUCGUCGCGGACUCAACCCAAGUGAAGUACGCCACAAUGACCAACUGUGACCUCGUCUCCAUUGGCAGUGAAUUCAGCAGAAAGCCGUUGGCACUGGCGGUUCAACAGAACUCGCCCUUGAAGCACCGGCUUUCAAGCGCAAUCAUCAAACUACUCAACCAGCGCCGCUUGGACGACCUUAAGGAAAAGUGGUGGAACAAGAACCCCGCCCGUGUCACAUGUGACGACAGCGAGCGCCAAAGCGAUGGCAUCAGCAUCCGGAACAUAGGUGGCGUUUUCGUCGUCAUCUUCAUCGGAGUUGUCAUGGCUUGCAUCACCCUGGCCGUAGAGUACUGCUACUACAAGAACCGCAAACCUAAUAGCAAAGUGGUCGCCGUCAAAGAAUACGCAGGCAAAGACUCUAUAAAAGACUCUAUCAAUCACUAGUAGCCUUCAACCAGGCAUUUACUCCCGAAGCAGCUAGCUCGCUGUGUUAUACCGAAGAAUUUUCCCUCGUUUGCUAGAAACAGCAGUGCGCGGGAAACUUACGAGUGAAUA